Molecule: messenger RNA, 2688 nt
Organism: Varroa destructor (honeybee mite)
Lineage: Eukaryota; Metazoa; Arthropoda; Arachnida; Mesostigmata; Varroidae
Gene: AP-1mu
Product: adaptor protein complex 1, mu subunit
Biological process (GO): vesicle-mediated transport; intracellular protein transport
Cellular component (GO): clathrin adaptor complex
Source: RefSeq, a predicted model, not a curated record
AGCCCAUCGACGUUCGGUGGGCAGUCGGCCGUUGCUUGUCAGUAGAGCGGAGCAGUGGUGCAGUCAUUCUACCUACUAUCAAUUUGCAAGUCUCUCGUUUUACCAAAUUUGUCUAGGCACCCCAGCCUGGAUUGUUCGGCUUGUUGAUGUGUUUGCCAAACUGAAAAACCAUUUACGAAACGUCCGCAGUGUACCUUCUCCGCGGCCGCUGUCCAUUCCAUGCUAUUUUGAUCUUUGCUGCUUCGCAAAAAACGAUCAAGCACCGUUGCACAUGGCAACGUCAGCAAUAUAUAUUCUCGACUUGAAGGGGAAAUCGCUGAUUUGCCGGAACUAUCGUGGUGAUAUCGAGAAUAAUGCAAUUGAAAAAUUUCUUCCUCUCCUCAUGGAUCGAGAGGAAGAAAGUUACUCGACACCGAUCAUUCGGCAAGGGGAAGUGACGUUUGUUUACAUCAAGCACAACAAUCUCUACCUCGUGUCACUGUCGAAGAAUAAUUCAAAUGUUGCGCUCAUAUUCUCGUUUCUGCACAAAAUGGUGCAGGUGUUCAGUGAAUACUUCAAAGAGCUUGAAGAGGAGUCAAUUCGGGACAAUUUUGUCAUUAUCUACGAACUACUCGAUGAAUUGAUGGAUUUUGGUUACCCACAAACUACGGACUCGAAGAUCCUUCAAGAGUUCAUUACCCAGGAGUCUCAUAAGAUGGAAAUCGCACCAAAGUUGCCUAUGGCGGUGACGAACGCAGUGUCAUGGCGAUCCGAGGGCCUAAAAUAUCGCAAAAACGAGGUGUUUCUUGAUGUCAUCGAAAGCGUCAACUUACUCGCCAAUUCUAACGGGACAGUACUUAGGUCUGAAAUUGUGGGAUGCAUUAAGAUGCGCGUCUAUUUAUCAGGAAUGCCUGAACUACGCCUUGGGUUAAACGAUAAAGUCCUCUUCGAAAGUACCGGCCGAGGCAAAAGUAAAAGUGUUGAGCUUGAAGACGUCAAGUUCCACCAAUGCGUCCGCCUGUCGCGGUUUGAGAACGACAGGACAAUCUCAUUUAUUCCGCCCGAUGGUGAAUUCGAAUUGAUGAGCUAUCGUUUAAAUACCCAUGUCAAGCCGCUCAUCUGGAUUGAGAGUGUCAUUGAACGACACGCGCAUAGUCGAGUCGAGUAUAUGGUAAAAGCCCGCUCUCAGUUUAAGCGCCGCUCGACAGCUAACAAUGUUGAAAUUAUUGUCCCAGUACCUAUGGAUGCUGAUAGCCCAAAGUUUAAGACAACAAUCGGUAGCUGCAAAUAUGCUCCCGAACGUAGCGCCUGCAUAUGGACUAUUAAAAGCUUUCCGGGUGGUAAGGAAUACUUGAUGAGGGCGCACUUUAGCCUGCCGUCAGUCGAGAGUGAAGAAGUCGAAGCCAAAGCCCCCAUUGAGGUGAAAUUCGAAAUUCCGUAUUUCACAACGUCCGGUAUUCAAGUCAGAUAUUUGAAAAUUAUUGAAAAAUCCGGCUAUCAGGCUCUGCCAUGGGUAAGGUACAUUACACAAAAUGGAGACUAUCAACUUCGGACGAAUUGAAGGACCACAAAGCACCAGCAGGAUUUUCCAGUUACGUUUGAGUACGCCUAACCUGUUUCCGUGGGAAAACGUUUUAGGCUUAUCAAAAACAAUUUUUAGGCGAAUGUGUAUGAAUAUAUAGAGAGACCUAUUUUCGUGUGAGUCCAAGGAUGUGUCUGUUAGAGAGUUCAACUGGCAAGACAACAAUUGCAGCAGCUUGCAGAAGUUUGAGCAGGGUGACAAGGCUAAACGGCUUCAGGCGAUAACGCCGAAGAAUUAGUUAGCAGAGACAAUGUUUAUCGGUGAUUUAGGGAGUGGCGACUUGUAGGGCGAAGUAUUUUGUUACGGGAAGUGUAGUCGUAACAAGUAAUCUAGUGAAUGAGUCUUUUCAAAUAUCUUAAAUCUUCAUUCGAUUGUAGAAAUUACGAAGAAGACGACCGAAGAUUGUAUAUUUAGCCGCUUGCAUUUGUGGAUCUCUUCAAAUUUCUCUGGUACCUAUUGCAAUAAGUAGAUGUUUGCUUAAUAACGCGUUUAUUCAUUCAAUGUAAAUUAGCUGAAGCUGUAACCUAGAAUGGCAAGAACAAUAAUUUUCAAUUUGCGUGGAGUCGCUCGUAAAGUAAAUAGGAGAUCACUAACCUAAAGGUAGGUUAUGUUUGCCUUAACCUAUCAUCAUUUUCCGCCAGAAAUUAUUUAACGUAUUUAAACGUAAAUAACUGUAUCAUUUGUUUUAUUUUUGCAAUCGUGAUAGAUGACACAGACAUAUAUCCAUCUUUCUAUAUAAAUUAGUGUGUAGACAUUAGAUCGAACUACAGACGCGUUUUUUUUACUUCAGUGCUGAAUAUUAUGGGUUUGUGGCAAUAUUAAGAUAAUAACCGUAGAUGUGUUAAGCUAACCGGCGAUAAGCAAAUGUUUUAGAAUAGAUAGUCUAACAUUGCCGAGACGUAAACUUAUUAGGUGUCCUAAAGUGUACCACGCAAAUAAGGUGGUAAGGUGGUUAUAAUCCUCCACAGAUUUCUCGUUCCAAAGACUCCUCAUAUAUCGUGUGGAUGGCUUCGAUUGGUAGGCAGACUACAGUGGCGCCAACCUUCAUCAGAAAGUCGUUCUUGGAAGGGAAGGGUGAUUUCACAUAGAGCAACUGAAAUAAAAAUAAGUUAAAAGUUCAAACAACA